GUCUUGUGACUACCGAACACGUCCUAUUUCAUAGUCGCUUAAAUCACGUGACUUUCAAAUGUCACCUUUUUUUUCAUUCAUAAGAAAUAAUAUUAAGCAUGGUACUUUAACUGAACGAUAUAACACAUAUAGAAGAUAUUUCUACCAUGGAUUCAUCAACUUUAAUAUUGAUAGUGAUGUUGGGGAUUUAUUAUGUAAAAGUUGCAGAUACAAAAGAUUUCUGUAAAGCUGAGAAAAUUUUAUCAAACAGAUUUGAAACAAAGUGUGUUUUGUGUUCAGAAAAUUCGAACAGUGACUGUCCAAGAAAUGCCACAAAAUUAACAACAGACAAUGGACAUAAGAAUUGUCAAUUAGACUUGAACAUGGGCAAUGAGACGAAUCCCCGGAUUAUUACGAUGACGGGGUGUUCACAUAUUUGUUCCGAACAGAUUCCUAUUCCUUAUUGCUGUGACGGUUUUUAUGGUCCAAGCUGCUUCGCGUGUCCAACGUAUAACUGGAAAAUAUGCAACAACAAGGGUACUUGUAAUGACACCAUAAUCGGAAACGGAGAGUGCGCAUGUCACGCAAAUUUCACGGGAUUUGCGUGUGAGAAAUGUUUAGAGGACUCUGUGUACGGUGAAAAUUGUAAUCAAACCUGUGAUUGUGUAAACGGAGUCUGUGACAGUGGAAUUCUAGGUUCCGGAAAUUGUGAAUGUUCAUCGGGUUGGAAAGGAGACAGAUGCGAUGAAGAGAUCUCUGGUUGUGACUACAAGAAUUGCAGUGGGAAUUCCCGCUGCAUCCAAAUACCGGGCUCUAACUACACGUACUGUUCCUGUAACGUGGGCUACGAGAGAGACAUCAACGCAACGGAACACACCUGUAACCCUGUGGAUUUAUGUGCUAAUGGUAAACACAAAUGCUCCGAGAAUGCCACUUGUAUCUUCUCUGGACCGGCACUCUAUAACUGCUCCUGCCUAGAGGGGUUCCGAGGGGACGGUUACGUGUGUGAUCCUAUUGAUCCCUGCAGAGAGAUGUAUGGAGGGUGUAACUUUACAACAUCUAUAUGUACAUACCGAUCGCCAGGAAAGAGAGACUGUGUUUGCAAAGAGGGCUAUGAACUUUCCUCCAAUCAGACGUGCGAACUGAUCAAUCUGUGCUUAACCAACAGCAGCCUUUGUGACAAAAAUGCAGAUUGUCACAUGACUGGACCAUUAGAACACGAAUGCACCUGUCAUGAGGGUUAUGCAAGCGACGGAAAAGUUUGCUUUAACAAUUUAAUGGGUAUGAUAGAAGAUAUUCAUAACGACGACCCCAAGCUGGCGUCCAAGAUGACUUGGUCCAUUAAACUGGUCCAAAACAUUUACCAUGACGAGUUCCGUUAUCACGGGCCAUUCACAGUCUUCCUUCCGACAGACUUCGGAUUUAGAACGAUUUAUAGGAAGAUGGAUAUAGACGCCUUUCUUGCCGACAGUGAUUCUGCCAGCCAGAUUUUGCGACAACAUAUCAUUAUUGGAAAGUGGACGAUGGAGAACUUGACGCGAAUGGAUAAGUUUUAUACACUACAAGGGAAAGCAGCAGAAAUCCAGAUAAAAUCACGUGGAGAAAUAACAUAUCGGUACAGAUUAAGCGGGUCUCGGAGCAAAUCCUCCGUGAUCAAACAAGACAUAAUAGCUUCCAAUGGAAUCAUCCACGUGGUCCAAAAGCUGCUGACAAACGAGGCGAACGUCAAGGGAGACAACACGAAAUCCAUUUUUACACUGUUGAAAGAGGACAGGCGGUACAACACAAUGGAAUCUCUGAUAGUGAAAGCUGGCCUAAAAUCUGAAUUUGAAGAGGAUAAUAUAACUGUGUUUGCAUCCAGUAAUAGUGCGUGGAAUAAACUACCUAAAGGGGUCAUGGAGUACCUUAAAAGUGACGAGGGAUUAGAUAAAUUGAAGUUAAUUUUGAGACAUCAAAUUGUUAACGAAACGAUUGAGGUGGCGGAUCUAAUUAACCGGCGCAUGAUAAGGAGCAAUAGUCAAUCCGUUGUUGCAGUUUUGAUAACAACACAGGGACAAAUCCGUUUAGACAGAGAAACCAACGUGACACAGACGGACAUACCCGCGAUGAAUGGACUGUUUUACCACACUGAUAGCGUCCUCCUGCCCAUUGAUCCAGAUGAAAUUUUACCCGGAAUCUGCAGUUAUGAAAAUACCACCGAGGAGGAACCGGGUUACUGUAGGCCGUGUUUCGCAACCUUGGAGUGCGAGAAGGGACUCCCCACGGGGCAGAUAGACCAGUGCAGCCUGAAAAAAGCCAUCGUCAACCGGGAUCCACGAACUGGGAAGCUAAGUUUCUGGUUCACUACCAGUGCGGGCUGUCGAUCGAUUUGCAACACGACUGUAACGACACCGGUGUGCUGUCCGGGAUACUAUGGCGGGAAAUGUUCCUUGUGUCCAGGUGGAUAUAAAAAUCCAUGUUCUGGGAAUGGACAGUGUGUGGAUGGUUUGAGUGGAAAUGGCACGUGUGUUUGUGAUGAGGGCUUCUCUGGGACUGCAUGUGAAAAAUGUUCUGAUGCCAGAAAAUUCGGACCGGGAUGCAAUAAAACUUGUACGUGCUUGCACGGGCAUUGCAAUAAUGGACCACAAGGCGAUGGAAAAUGCAAGUCGUGUUUCCGGAGCGGACCCAGAUAUUUUUGGAGUGUCCGGUCCCCUAAAUAUAGUGGAGAAAACUGUGAUAUCAUCUAUAAACCAUGUUCCGUUAGUUUGCACGCCCUGCCGUGCCAUAUUGAUUCGUCCUGCAUCAGAAAUGGAACAUCAUUUCGCUGUGUGUGCGAUCGGGGCUACGAAGGGGACGGGGCCGUCAAAUGCACCCCCAUUAACCCGUGCAAGAAGCCAGGAAGAGGGGGCUGCCACAAACAGGCCAUAUGUAAGAUGGACGGGCCGGGCGGAAACACGUGUACCUGUAGCGAGGGGUGGACGGGCGACGGUAAAUACUGCUACGCAGGAUCUCAAUGUGGCGAUCACCAACACUGUCACAAGCACGCCUCCUGUAAAACUGACCCGGCGCAUAAACAGCCUCUUUGUUGGUGCAAUGAUGAUUUCCAUGGCAACGGAACUUUCUGUAUUCCAAAUAAUAUCUGUAAAUACCACAAUGGGGGUUGUCAUUCCAGGGCUACCUGUACACCUCUGGCUCCAGGCCUGAAUAACUGCACGUGCUGGAGAGGGUAUGCAGGGGACGGGAUAUUCUGUAUACCCACCAUCAACGAACUUAUCCUUAACCACCCUAAUCUCACCAAAGUAGCAGCAUUUGUUAAAAAACUAGGUGAUGACAGUAUUCUACAAUAUGAUAUGGACAGAUACACAUUCUUUGCUCCAACAGACGCCGCCAUGGACUUCUUGAUGAGAAGAAGAAAAACGGACUUUUUUUCUGAUGAUGACAAUAUUCUCAUGUUCAUCAAUGUCCACACCGUGUUGGGAGAAAAUCGUAUAGAAGAUUUACGUGCCUCUGUGAAUGUGGUAGAUCGAUUCAAUACAUUGUCCGACGGCUUCUUCCUUCAUUUCAAAGUUGAGAAUGGGAGCGUCCUCAUGUCAACAAAUAACAAAUUUGCCAUUACAUCAAAAAUAGUGAAAAGCAAUCUCGUUGCCGCCAAUGGUUAUGUUCAUAUCGUAGACCGGGCCCUUGAGCCCGAGUUGGAAAAUGACGGACUUCCCACUCUAGAUGAUUUUCUGAAUGCCAGCAUCGACACCACGAUCUUCAGCGACUGGAUGAAGACAAAAGGACUGGUGGACGAAAUCAUGAAUAUGAAUCAAUACACCUUGUUUCUACCAAUCAAUGAAAAAUUCGAAGAUGAAGAACUCCAUCCAACAUAUAUAACCAGCAACUAUCUUCGUUAUUACGUCCUGCCCGUUAUCCGUCUGGCGGAAUCUUUUGAUGAUUUAGAAGACGUGGACACAAUCCUUGGACCACGGAACAAGAUCUCUUUUAAAGUUUAUAGUAAAAAGGUGUUUCUGAAUGGUGAACGGAUGAUUGUCAAAAGCAACAUUUUGACUGAUGGGGGCGUGGUCCAUAAAAUCGCUGGGUAUAUCCACCCAAAUCUCCAAGUCUGUGACGUAAUCAAUAGAACCGUUGUUCAUAGCGCAUGCGUACCCUGUGAUGUUGGACACUACCAGUGUCCAAGUGGAUACUCAUUAGAAACAGACACUGUCACCAAGGGGUGUGUCUAUUCUAGCGGAGGGGCACUAUACAAGGGCUGCAACUCUCUUUGUUCAAGGGAAGAAAAGAUACAGGGAUGCUGUUCCGGCUUUUAUGGGGAGAACUGUUUAGCUUGUGAGGGUGGAUCAGAGUUUCCUUGUAAUAACAACGGGAAUUGUAGCGAUGGAACAGACGGUGACGGAACGUGCACGUGUUUCCCAGGAUACACAGGAACUUCCUGUCAGUUGUGCAUAAACAGUACCGACAACACCACCUCAGAAUGUGCAAGAUCAUGUGCCUACCACAACGGCGGUUGUCAUGAGAAUGGGACAUGUCUCGAGCAGGCCGGAAGUGUGGCAUGCACUUGUCCGCAGGGUUCUGUAGGAGAUGGCCAUCGCUGUGUGAAACCAUGUGAAGAAAACAAUGGAGGAUGCCACCAGUUUGCUGUUUGCAAAGAAUUGGGUGAAAAUAUAACGGAAGUAGAUUGCUCAUGUCAAGGACAGUAUCAAGGCAGCGGCUUGUAUUGCUCCCCCGUACCAAAGAAAUUAUCUUCAUCUGUAACGGCAGGAGUUACAGUGGGAGGAUUAGUGGGAUUUAUCAUUAUCAUCGGAUUAAUCUUUUUUCUCAUCGUUGCAAUUAGAAGACGUCGACAUACAGAGUCUUUUAUGAGGAAAGAGAAAUUUGGCAGCACUGAGUCUUUUGAGAGGCUGCAUCCAACACCGGUCGGAGAGGAAAAUUACAUUGCUCUGCAUCCGUCCCCGCCAUCGGAAGUGAAGUUUGACAAUCCCAUGUACAACGUCAAGGAAAGUUUCGUGGGCGACGACCCUAAUUAACGGAAAACGUCCUGGCUACAUUUUUGUUUUCAUUUUCAUCAAACCCGAUCUGCUAGUAACUAUUAAAAAAUAGAAAGUAACUGUUUAAAAAAAACAGUAGCUGAAUGUACAGAUAAAACAAUAUGUCGUUUGUCGUAGAUGAACCGAGUGGUGACACUGUAAAUACAUAUUUUUUUCUAUUAUUAUUAUUUUUUAUAUCAUUGAUAUCAUUAAUUAAUUAUCUACAGACUUUGUUGUGCUUUUAUGACAAACUUGUCCGGUAUUCCGUGCACGCAUUGUACAUUUAUUGCGUGUCAUAAAUUCUAUAUUUUAUCAUCUGUGGUGGCUUUAUUUUUGCCAAUCAUGUUUUUUUUAGGAUGCAAUAAAUCAUUAAAUUAUAA
Molecule: messenger RNA, 5365 nt
Organism: Ostrea edulis (European flat oyster)
Lineage: Eukaryota; Metazoa; Mollusca; Bivalvia; Ostreida; Ostreidae
Product: stabilin-2-like
Exons: 40
Coding region: 147-4985 (1612 amino acids)
Molecular function (GO): calcium ion binding
Source: RefSeq, a predicted model, not a curated record